Molecule: messenger RNA, 441 nt
Organism: Puccinia triticina
Lineage: Eukaryota; Fungi; Basidiomycota; Pucciniomycetes; Pucciniales; Pucciniaceae
Exons: 5
Coding region: 1-441 (146 amino acids)
Cellular component (GO): nucleus; cytosol
Molecular function (GO): DNA binding
Source: RefSeq, a predicted model, not a curated record
AUGGCCGACCCCGAGUUAGAGGCGAUUCGACAGAAACGAUUGGCAGAACUUGCUAGUCGAGAGGAUGGCCCCAGUUUACCAUCCUCAGUUAUGUCGAAACUGGGUGGCCAGCCUGCAGGUGGCGGCGAAGAAGACGCGAAGAAGGCCGAAAACGAAGAGAUUCGCAGAACAGCAGUAAGUCAGAUAAUCGAUAACGAUGCUCGCGAACGAUUAUCGCGCAUUGCUUUGGUGCGACCCCAACGUGCACGACAAAUUGAAGAUAUGCUCCUAAGGAUGGCUCAAUCUGGUCAGCUGAGAGGAAGGGUUACGGAGGAACAGCUGAUCAGUGUUUUGGACCAACUGGAGCGUGCGGAAAGUGGCUCUACUGCAUCUGCCAACGAACCCAAGAAAAUUACUUAUGUGCGGAAAGAUGCAUUCGAUGAUGACGAUUGGGAUUUGUAA